Molecule: messenger RNA, 1212 nt
Organism: Gorilla gorilla gorilla (western lowland gorilla)
Lineage: Eukaryota; Metazoa; Chordata; Mammalia; Primates; Hominidae
Gene: PLEKHJ1
Product: pleckstrin homology domain containing J1
Exons: 6
Coding region: 76-525 (149 amino acids)
Biological process (GO): receptor recycling; endosome organization; retrograde transport, endosome to Golgi
Cellular component (GO): trans-Golgi network; early endosome; recycling endosome
Source: RefSeq, a predicted model, not a curated record
UUUGGCGCCGGCCCCAGCGUGAGCGGGGACGGCGGCCGGGAGGGCGCGGCCCGGGUUCCCGUUCCCCGCGGAGCCAUGCGGUACAACGAGAAGGAGCUGCAGGCGCUGUCCCGGCAGCCGGCCGAGAUGGCGGCCGAGCUGGGCAUGAGGGGCCCCAAGAAGGGCAGCGUGCUGAAGAGGCGGCUGGUGAAGCUGGUGGUGAAUUUCCUCUUCUACUUUCGGACAGACGAGGCCGAGCCCGUCGGAGCCCUGCUGCUGGAGCGCUGCAGAGUCAUCCGGGAAGAGCCCGGCACCUUCUCCAUCAGCUUCAUCGAGGACCCUGAGAGGAAGUAUCACUUUGAGUGCAGCAGCGAGGAGCAGUGUCAGGAGUGGAUGGAGGCUCUGCGUCGGGCCAGCUACGAGUUCAUGCGGAGAAGCCUCAUCUUCUACAGGAACGAAAUCCGGAAGGUGACGGGCAAGGACCCCCUGGAACAGUUCGGCAUAUCCGAGGAGGCCAGGUUCCAGCUGAGUGGCUUGCAGGCGUGAGCGCAGGGCACGGUGGUCAGCGUGCAGCGGGACGGGACUGGCCCUGCCCAGCCAUGAACCACUUGGCCAUGCCUGGAUUUGUUUUGUUUUGGUUUUUGGUUUUUGGGUCAGGGUUUCACUGUGUUGCCCAGGCUAGAGUGCAGUGGUGCCACAGCUCACUGUGACCUUGACCUUCUGGACUCAAGUGAUUCUGCUGCCUCAGCUUCCCAAGUAGCGGGGAUCACAGGCAUGAGCCGCCACACCCGGCCAUCACACCUGGAUUUUCAGUGGGAGGUUUUUGGUUUGGAGACAUCCAAAGCCUGAAGCCAGGUGGGUGUGGGCAGGGGCUGCAUUUUAUGAAACUGCCCAGCAAACUGCGCUCCCUGGGGCCCCAGGAUCCACCUAACUGGCCUGGCACCUGGUGCCACGUGCUGCUGCCGCCAGGAUAUGCGCCUUCCCACAGGUGCCCCGCCUGAGUUGUGUGCAUCCAGGGGCCUGGUGAGCCCCCAGGCUGGUGGCAUGGCCCCCCUGCCCCGUGCUGAAUGAAUGUACAGAGCCAGACAAAGCUGUGAAUGGCAUAGGGGCUGAGUUCCCCACCAGCUGUGAAUUCUCCUGCAGACAGGAGGGCCCUGGCUGUGCACCUGGGGAAGUGGUUGCCCUGGGGCCGGGGUGCUUGUUCUGUUCAAAUAAAGGUACCUCUUUUCCAUA